AUGCGUCUCCGUUCAUCAAAGAUGACUUUCUCUGACAAGGAAGGUCCUGAUGUUAUGACGAAUACACUGCCAAAACAGCCAUUCCGAUUUCUCGACUUGCCGAAAGAACUCCGGUUUAUGGUCUAUGAGGAGCUCAUGAACAACGAGGCUAACUCUAUCAAAUUCACCCCGCCCAAAGGAUUCGACAUCGAGUAUGUCUAUCUGGAUGGGAUGUAUUACCCAAACCUGCUGCAAGUCAACAAGCUAGUUCACGAUGAGUACUGGUCUCUGUGUCUUCGCAAAUCCAUACUGUGGAUCACAUACAACUGCAGCGACCCCAACACAUCCGACGAGGACAUCAGUGAAGCGGACGACGUGGGAUUCCCUCGCCUAUCAGAGUGGCUAAAGAUACCAACCAAAGUGCUGGUCAGGAUCACAGAAGUGGUGUUCAGGUUCGGAGCGAUGUUUUUGCUUCCCCGAAUCAAUCCUUUCUCCGGUAUUGCCGACUGCACCGAGGAGUUGCCCAGCUUAAAGCUCAUUUGCAUAUGGUCUGAAAUGGAGAUGGAUCUUAUCGACUCUACUCUGUUUUACGCAGGGAUUGAGAUGGAUAUGUGGUUCGAGAAAUUUGUCGACAGCAUUUUCGACGAGCAAGCCCGUUUCUUGGACGUUAUGGAAGCAACGUGUCGCGACUUUGACAUGCGUGUCGAUUGCGACCUGUAUACGCCACUGUAUGAGAUGAACAAGCGACUUCGUUGGCCUCGUAGCAAGCAUCUCACCCAAGGUGUCGCCCCGCUUGCGGGUCUUCCAGAAUGGGGCUACGCCUUUUUCAACGUGGUCCCCGAAUGGAUGCAUGAAGAGGAAGAUUCGUUCACGUACCACGGCCAAGAGUUGCAGUUCUCGCAUGUAGAACGCCAUUUUCCUACGCUCGAAAGGUCCUCUUACGAAAACGCGUCCAGCGAAGACGGUUAUGAGUUUGAUGAAUCUGGUUGGGCGAUAGACUGA
Molecule: messenger RNA, 981 nt
Organism: Aureobasidium vineae
Lineage: Eukaryota; Fungi; Ascomycota; Dothideomycetes; Dothideales; Saccotheciaceae
Source: the annotation of a GenBank genome assembly